AUGGGUAUACCAGCAUUUUAUAGAUGGUUGGUUGAUAAAUACCCAAAAUCAAUACAGUAUUUCCAACAACAACAACAAGUAGAAGAGCAACAAGAACAAGAUGAAGUCUCUUCAUCAUCUACUACUACUACACCUUUAAAGAUUGAUCCAAGAUGUAAUAAUGUUAAAUUUAAUAACCUUUAUAUUGAUAUGAAUGGUGUUAUUCAUAACUCUACACAUGCAAAGGGAGAACCAUCGGUCGAAUCAAUCAUGGCAUCUAAACCAAACACAGAUGAUACGAUCAAGGAAAACAUAUUCAAACGUUUAAAUGAUAUCAUUGUUACUACAAACCCAUCAGAUUUGGUUUACAUUGCAUUGGAUGGUGUACCACCACGUGCCAAAGCAACUGAACAACGUAGACGUCGUUUUAGAUCUGCUAAAGAUAUUCGUGAAAUCUUAUCAAAAGGUCCUAAACAACCAAAUCCUAGACAUAAUAAUAAUAAUAAUCAUUCAUCUUCAUCUCCAUCUACUUCAUCUCCAUCUACUUCUUCCCCUCCAAUAACAACAGAUGAAUCUUCUGAUCCCUCAACUCCUUCCACACCAGCUGCCGCUACUACACCAGCUGUUGCUCAACCAAAUUAUUUAGAAUUAUUAGAUAAAGUAUUUGAUUCAAAUUCAAUUUCACCAGCAACCGAGUUUAUGAACAAGGUAAAUCAUUGGAUUGGAGAAUACAUUUCGACGGUAUUGGCAAAGAGUCAUCCACACUUGGCUGUUGUAUUGUCAGAUACCACUGUGCCAGGUGAAGGAGAACACAAGAUUAUGGACUUUAUUCGUGGUAAUCACAAGAAUUGGUCGGAGUCUACCAGUCACAUAUUCUAUGGUAUGGAUGCUGAUUUGAUCUUCCUUGGUCUAUCGGUACAUUUGCAACGUUUCUUUGUACUCCGUGACUUCCAGUCUUUGAGCUAUGGAUGUAGUAUUUGCAAGUCAGAGUAUCACAUGUCCUAUGAAUGCAAGUCGGCAUUGGCAAUGAAAAAGCUACACGCCAGCAACAAGGAAGGUGACAUUGACUGGCAAUCAAACGGUAUCAAUACCACCAAGAUCUCGGUCCGAAACAUUCCAUCACAGGCAUCAGAGGCUGACAUUAGGGAGAUCUUUUCCUACUAUGGUGAGAUUGUCGACAUCAAGUUUGAAAAGGCACCCACCAAGAAACCAUCGCUCACUGCAUUUAUCCAAUUUGGAUCAGUCGAUGCUGUCAAAGAUAUUGCAUGCAGAGGUGCCUAUUUCUACGUCAAUAAUAUUAAAUUGACUAUUGCACAAUACUACAAGGAUGAAAAGGUUGAAGUCGAGUCACCAUUGAUCGAAGAACAAGCUGAAAACGCUGUCGUUGAAGAAGACGAUGGUGUCUAUUACAACAAUUCAAUCUUUUGUACAAGACUAGAACUUGAUGUCACGGAAAAGGAUGUAGUUGACUUUUUCAAACCAACUGGCAAGGUUGAAUCGGUUCAAUUCCUUACCACGCCAAGAAGAAAGGCUCAUCCAUUUAAAUUUUGUAUUAUUAAUUUUGGCAACUUGGAUGACGUUAAAAAAUCAUUGACUAUGGAUGGUAAAUACCUCAAGGGCAACAAAGUAACCUUGAAAAAGAGUCGUCCACCUGCUCAAAAGGAACCCGUUGUCCCUGAAGAACCAAAGCCCAAAGUAGUCAUCUCUGAAGAAGAAAAGGCUGAAAAAGAAGCUGAAAAGGAAAAAAGAAGAAUUGAAAAGGAAGAAAAGGCUAAUCAAUUUAUUACAAUUGCUGGUCAUGGAAUGAAUCUUGAUUCUUCUUAUUUUUAUUUAGGUUUGGCAGAAUGGGAUUUUGAAAGAGCAAAUGAAUUAUUUAUUAAAUUUGGUAGAGCAUUAUCAAAACAAGAAGAUGAAUAUUUGACAGUUGAAAGAAAAUUUGAAUUUGUAAAUUUAGAUAAUCUCAGACAAUACAUCAAAUACUAUUUGACAUUUGGUUUGGAAAAUGAAUCACAACUAGAUAUUAAUAAUUGUAUCAAUGAUAUUACUGUCAUGUGUAUGUUGAUGGGUAAUGAUUUCCUUCCACAUUUACCUGCCGUAUCAAUCAAAGAUGGUUCAAUUGAAUUGAUUCUUGGUUGGUAUAAAGAUUGGAUUCAUAAUUCAAUCAAAUCAACUGGUAAAGUUAAUUAUUUAACUGUUGAUACAAAUAUUAUAUAUUCAAAUUUUAGUGAAUUAUUAAAUGUACUUGGUAAUUGGGAAUCUGUAAUUUAUCCAGAUAAAUUGGAAAGAAUGGGAAAAAAGGAUUUAGCAAGAUUGACUCAUAUUUUAAAGGUUUCCAAAGAAAGAGAGGAUAAGGAAAAAGAAGAGGCAGAAGCAAAUGGAAGAAUGGCAUCUGAAUUUGAGGAAGAAAGAAAUGAUAUAUUGACAUCACAGUUGGCCAAUCUUCAAGAGGGUGAACUCAACUAUUACAAACUUAAACUUCAAGCAUCUACCAGUGAAGUUGAAAAUGUAAAGCAAUGGGUUUGCCAAUCAUAUGUUCGUGGUCUAUCCUGGGUAUUGAAAUAUUAUACUGUUGGAUGUCCAGAUUGGAAAUGGUCUUACAAUUUCCACUAUGCCCCAUUGGCAGCCGAUCUUGCUGCCUAUUGCAAGGAAAUGGUCGUUGGAAAGGGAUUCAAGGAUACCUCCCAUAUUGAAUUCAAGCUAGGUGCUCCACUUCAACCACUUGCCCAUCUUCUCAGCGUCUUACCAGUCUAUAGUGGCAAAUUCUUGCCAGCUCCAUUGGCCGACCUCAUGAAGUCUAAGCAACUAUCCACCUUUUAUCGCGAACGCUAUAGAAUCGAUCUCAAUGGAGAAGAGGUCUCGUGGAAGGGUGUCGUCUUGGUCAAUUUCAUCGAUGUCUCUGCACUCGAAUCUUUGGCCAACCCCAUUGCCGAACAACUCUCUAAAAAUGAUCCUCACAUUGCUCAACUCAACAAAUUAGGAAAUGACAUUUACUAUCUUCAAGGUGAUGCACAAUCAUCACCUGAUAGUUACAAAAUAUUUUUAGAUCAACAAAAAAAAGAAGAAGAAGAGUCCAGUCAUACCAACCAAUCGAUUAAUAACUCUUCUACUGCUAGCAGUGGUUUAAAUGAAAAAGAUUUCAAGUGGGCUACUAGAUACUUGAUAACAUUGUCCCCACAAGAUUCUGAUUUGUACAAUAGUCUCGAUUAA
Cavenderia fasciculata is the source of this 3186-nucleotide messenger RNA. RefSeq lists its product as uncharacterized. Gene Ontology annotation, cellular component: nucleus. Gene Ontology annotation, biological process: nuclear-transcribed mRNA catabolic process. Bases 1 to 3186 code for a protein of 1061 amino acids. Gene Ontology annotation, molecular function: RNA binding; 5'-3' RNA exonuclease activity. The record is from RefSeq and is a predicted model, not a curated record. NCBI's taxonomy places the organism in Eukaryota, Evosea, Eumycetozoa, Acytosteliales, Cavenderiaceae. The transcript is spliced from 3 exons.